AUUUGCAAUUGUAUGCGUGGUUGUCAGGUAUAGUGUAUAGUUGAAUUUAGCUUGCAUAACCCUUCUCUCAGAAGAACAAACCCAAAAAUAAUAUUAGGAAAAUAUGAAAAAAUAUAGGAAAAAUUCUAAAUUUAGGUGAGAAAUUUCAAUAGUGUGCAAAGGGAAUUUUUCAUUGAAAUUUCCACCAAUUGCAGUUAAUAAAAAAAACGUGUUUUAAUACAGAAUAAUCAGAGUACAGCUAAACUUUCAUUUUUCUAUGUCAAAAAAAUACAAAAAACAAGAUUCUUAAUUGCUAACUUUUUAUCAACAACAUUAGUUGGAAUUACCUGUAGCAAUGAAUAAAAGUGUAUGAAAAUCAAACAUGAUUGAAAAAUUUUCACGGUGGAAGCUUGGAAAUUUUACAAUUUUCCAUUGCCGGAACACAUUUGGUGUUUGUGGACUACUUUUUCUACUCUUCCUCUAUAUUUUCUGGACAUCAUCAGAAGGUGUAAAGCUGUACGAGGCGGUGUCGGAUACAGAAACAAUAUCUAUUUGUAAUGUAAAUUUGCAAGAUUACCGCAAAUUCAACCAAAGAAUCUCAUCAUGGCCUAUGAUCUACUUUGUAACACCAACUUAUCCACGAAGAGAACAAAUUGCUGAAUUAACAAGACUUGGACAAACAUUGAUGCACAUCCCCAAUUUACACUGGAUUGUAGCUGAUGAUGUGGAUACAUGCAAUAAUUAUUUGGAUUUCAUUAUAAAGGACUUUGGAAUCCCUUAUACUCAUAUCUCGAGCCCAAUGCCCGAUAUUUAUCGCAGUAAAAAUACAAUCCCAAGAGGUGUAGCAAAUCGCAGAGCAGCCCUUUCGUGGAUUCGCAAUAAUAAUAUACGUUCUGGUGUCUUGUACUUUGGGGAUGAUGACAAUACAUUUAGUUUGCGACUUUUCACAGAAAUUCGUUCUACAAAACGCGUCUCAAUGUUCCCGGUGGGUCUCAUUGGGAAGUACGGUGUGAGUGCGCCAAUAGUUAAAAAUGGACGUGUUGUGGGAUUUUUUGAUUCAUGGCCCGCUAAAAGGCAAUGGCCCGUCGAUAUGGCGGGAUUUGCAGUAAAUCUUGAAUACUUAUCACAUCACCCAAAUGCAACUAUGCCAUAUAAAGCAGGAUAUGAAGAAGAUGAAUUUCUCAAAAGUAUCAAUUUAACAAUAGACGAAAUUGAGCCUAAAGCAAACAAUUGUACAGAAAUAUUUGUAUGGCACACACAGACGACAAAAGUUAAGGCAUCCGUCAUUAAAAUCGAUGAUAAUGUAAUUGAAUCAGAUAAGACAAGCUUGGGACCACUCCUAAAACAUCUCAAUUCUAUGGGAAUCAGUCAUCCAAGUUCCACAUCUGGAGUGAAUGCUGAAAUUAUUAAGAAUGGCAAAAUGAGGCCAAUUUCGACACUUUUUUGAGAAAAACAAAUUUAAACAAAAAAAAGAUAGAAUAGUAAAUGCCACAACAAUUACUCAAAGAAUAAUUUAGUUUAGAUUUCUUAUAAAAAAAAAAGAUAUAUGUACCACAUAUAUUCUGAGUACAUAAAUGCACAUUUUUUUGAACAAAAUACAAUAAAACUAAUUUGUUAAUAUUUAAUUCUUACAAAAAGAGAAAAAACAACACAACCUAAGUUACUACAUAUUAUAAUUAAUCUAGAAUAGCUAGCACUUUAGGUACUGCCGCAAGAAUUAAAAAAAAUUAAUGAAAUUGAAAAAAAAGAAUAAUUAAAAUAAAAGUAAAAUAAUUUUCUAUAAAUAUGAAUUCAUAAUUUCAUAACAUUAUUCACAUAAUUCUCCUAAACUCUAUUGCUUUAUUCACGCUGUUUUCAAAAUUAAAAAAAAAAACAUGAUCUAUUGAAAUUUUUAACAGUAACACCUAAUAAUACCUAUUAAUUUAUUUAGAAAUAAGCCAUAAAUUUUUGUUAAUGUUCCUAUUUAAAUUUAUGAUAUUUACAUUUACAACAUAUUGAGAGCCAAAUCAUUUACUUUUCUCCAUUGGAAAAAAUGUAUUUCUCAAUAGAAUGGAGUUUUUUUUAUUUACAAAAAAAUAUGUUCAGAUUAUAAGAAAAGCUACUGUGAUAAAUAAUAUUUUAAAAGACGAAAUUUAUUGCAAAUAGCAAAUUAGGUAUAAUAUAAAAAUAACAAAGAGCCUCUAUAGUGAAUUAUUUAAUAAAAAUUCGAUAAGUCGUACAGAGAUUGGUAUGGAGUAGGUUGACCUAAUGCAAACUUCUAACCAGAACAGUCUAACAAGAAAAUUUUCUUAACUAGAAAUUUCUUUCACCAAUUAAUUCAAUUUUACUGCACCAUAGUGUCUCAUACUAAUUAAAAUUAAAAAAAAAUCUACAACUAGAAAUUUGUUUCCAGUAAAUUAAAUGUCGUUAAAGUUUUUUUUACAUACCUACACAUUAACUCGAAAAAUCACAUGACAUCUUCCCUUUUAUGUGCACAGCACGGGUCUCGAUUUUACACUUUCACAUCAGAUUACGGAGCAGCACCAAAGUAAAGUGUUGAAAUUGCGAAAGAAAAAAAAGCAGCAGGCUUAACUUUACGUAUUUCAAUUCUAGGACUUAAUUUGUGACUUAAGUUCUAUUAAUUUUCAAUGAGAUUAUUCAAAUUGUUCUUUAAACUGCUUUUUAAACAUUUACAUUAAAUUAACAAAUAAAAAAAAACAUAUCUGUUAAAUAAUAUACACAAUGAUUAAAUUCAUAUAAAAUUAAUAUAUAAAAACAGGAUAUAGAAUUAGUCUUCCUGAUAAAAAAAAACAUCACACAUUGGGCUUCUCUACUUGUUAUUGUUGAAGUUAAUAAUUAAUAUUUUUUUGUAAAUACAUUUAUUAAUAACAAUAGGAAAAGCACGGAGAUUAUGUGUUAGGAAUAAAAUAAAAUUUAUAAUUAGGAAAAAAAAUUGCGAUGCUUUUUGUAAAAAAAAAAUACAGUAAUAAAUUCAGUGCUUUAAGCUA
Messenger RNA from Lutzomyia longipalpis, 2966 nucleotides. Its product is annotated as galactosylgalactosylxylosylprotein 3-beta-glucuronosyltransferase S. Gene Ontology annotation, biological process: carbohydrate metabolic process; chondroitin sulfate proteoglycan biosynthetic process. Gene Ontology annotation, cellular component: Golgi membrane. The transcript is spliced from 4 exons. The record is from RefSeq and is a predicted model, not a curated record. Gene Ontology annotation, molecular function: galactosylgalactosylxylosylprotein 3-beta-glucuronosyltransferase activity. NCBI's taxonomy places the organism in Eukaryota, Metazoa, Arthropoda, Insecta, Diptera, Psychodidae. Bases 362 to 1426 code for a protein of 354 amino acids.